Messenger RNA from Phanerochaete carnosa HHB-10118-sp, 834 nucleotides. RefSeq lists its product as uncharacterized. Gene Ontology annotation, molecular function: N-acetyltransferase activity. Gene Ontology annotation, biological process: protein acetylation. The transcript has 7 exons. The record is from RefSeq and is a predicted model, not a curated record. Lineage: Eukaryota; Fungi; Basidiomycota; Agaricomycetes; Polyporales; Phanerochaetaceae. The coding region runs from base 85 to 597 and encodes 170 amino acids.
AUACCUACCCCGGGAGCUGUUAUAUAGUGAGCAGCAUCUCACAAGCUUCCUGUCACUCGUUCACUGUCCUUUCUUCACUGAAACAUGUCCCAAAAGUCGUUCUUCAUUCGCCCGGCGGUUGUCGACGAUGUGGACGCCAUCUUGAAAUUGGUCGUCGACCAUGCGGCCUACCUGAAAGCUGCAGACCAAGUAAAAGCGACGCCUGAGCUUUUGCGAAAGAAUUUCUUUGAAACACCGUAUGCUCAUACCUUGCUCGCCGUCGUCGGCUCUCGCGAGGCGCCCGGCGAAGUCAUCGGGUUAGCCAUCUACUGCCACAACUUCUCUACAUGGCUUGGCAAGCCAGGCGUUUCCCUCGGAGACAUAUUUGUCUCAGAGGCAUACAGGAGCUAUGGAGUCGGCAAGGCCUUUUUCGGCGAGCUUGCCAAGAUAGCUGAAGCGAAGGACUGUGCGCGUCUCGACUGGGGAGUGAUGAAGUGGAACCAGCCAACCAUUGACUACUAUGAGAAGAAGCUCGGCGCGUCCCCGAUGUCAGAAUGGAUGGGGAUGAGGUUAGAGGGCGAAGGUGUUGCGAACUUGAAGAAGUUUGCCCUGCAAUGAUAUAGACAACGAGAGCCCUGCUUAAACGGCUGGCGGCUGACUUGCAUGGUACCGGGCAGCGGAAGCGGUAUCCACAGGCGCCGCUGACAUGGCCAGAAAGCGAGAUUAGGAUAGAUUAGUUCAACAGGGUCGUACCUCAGGCGGCCAGCCUGGGUAGAUAAUAUAUGUCUGAUAGCUGUCGCAUACGUGCACGCAGGGAAGCAUACUAUCAGGUCAGCAACGGGCCGUCCUUCUCGU